UUGGCUCCAGCAUCUCGCUUCAAGGCUUGCUGGCGCGCACCCCUGCGAGUUUCCCCGCGCAGUCGACGCCUUCUGGUUCCAUGGCUCUAUUCCGUCCUUUCGCGUUGCUUGCGUUGUCAUGUUUGGUUUCAGCAGUUGUUGGGGACGGAGACGCCGCCCAUCCCUGCAACGACGGCGUGUGCCACGCAGAGGAGGAAAACGCUGCUCUUCUACAAAGCACGCUAGCGCCAACGAAGGUGAAGGUACAAUUGCCAGAAGAAUUGGUGCAGAAGGUCGAUGACGCAAGGCACAAGACGCACAUCAAGAUCAGAAGAGCCACCGUGAGGAAGUCCAACAGCGUGUCCGACGUGUGGGAUCAGAUGUCUGGUGCCGUGAAAAUCGACGAGCUCAAGGAGAAGCUUAAGACUGCUGCCAAGGAUUACGCCAAGCAGAAGCUCCAAGAGGAAAUCGAUAAGCUUGAAAAGGCGUACCCAGCCGCUUUUGAGAUCAAGGAUAAGUUCCAAAGCCAAUGGGACCAGAUUGUCUCCGGCGUGAACCUAGAUGAGUUGAAACAAGAGGUGAAAGAAUGUUCGGACGAUGUCACUAAGUGCGCUAAGGACAAACUCCCAAAGCUCCAGAGCCAGCUGGAGGAGGCACUGAAGGGCACCAACCUCGAGGGUAUCAAGACGCAGGCCGAGGAGUAUUGGAAUAAGAUCCAGCUGGAGCUGCCUGACAUGGACGACCUCAAGGAGGCACUCGGAGAGUAUGGCGGGCAGGCCAAAGAGGCCUGGGACGAAUUCAUGCAGACGAACGACUUCUCGUCGUUGACUGACGCAGCACAGAGCAUCGCCAACGAUGCUUGGGGCAAGGUUUCGGGGGCGGUAGGUGGAUGGUUCAGGUGAAGCGCGUGGGCAGUCGAUUCGAUCCGUUUGCGCGGCAGACUUCCAUCGCGUUGCUGUUUUUUGUCGGAUGUUGCGAGGAACAGCUGUCUCCACGAAGUUGCGUUGUAGUCAGAGGUGUGGCGACAGAGGCUUGAUCCAGCCAGCGGCCAGCGAAUUGCUCUGGGCUCGAUCUGGAGACGGCGCUGGCAGCUGACUGGCUUUUUGGAUCGUGGCCCUGUGGGCACACGCACACCGGCAAAGAGUCACCCCGGGAGGUGCGGCACAAGUGCGCGGUUGUUGCAUGUCGUUGGGGUUUCUGCUACCGGCGUUCUGACGUGCAUACUUGCACUACCUGAUGGAGUUGUUGCUAGCUGCGCACAGCUCAAAAGAGCAUCAGCAUGCUGUGCUUGGUGGACUCUGCUCGCGAUCGAGGUGGUGCCAGACUCACAGCAGCGACCGAAACAGUUAAGUGAGGGAAAUCAGUAGCCAUAUGCGCGGCCACAGAGGCAGCUUGAUCCAGAUCGAUGUGUUGUUGUAUCGUCUCACGGCAGCCUGUUAUUCAUUUUUCUUUGUGUGUGAGUUUCAAACUGCUCCGCACCCUGGCAGAUCACCUUCCCUUUCCGAGAUGGAUUGUUCAUUCGCGUCCUCCCUUCUCCUCCUCC
Prorocentrum cordatum is the source of this 1522-nucleotide messenger RNA. Lineage: Eukaryota; Dinophyceae; Prorocentrales; Prorocentraceae. The record is from the annotation of a GenBank genome assembly.